Mauremys mutica (yellowpond turtle) is the source of this 2237-nucleotide messenger RNA. Its product is annotated as 3 beta-hydroxysteroid dehydrogenase type 7-like. Lineage: Eukaryota; Metazoa; Chordata; Testudines; Geoemydidae. The transcript has 7 exons. The record is from RefSeq and is a predicted model, not a curated record. Gene Ontology annotation, biological process: steroid biosynthetic process. The coding region runs from base 58 to 1248 and encodes 396 amino acids. Gene Ontology annotation, molecular function: 3-beta-hydroxy-Delta5-steroid dehydrogenase (NAD+) activity.
GGCGACAGCUGUCUGUACAUACCCAGGCGGCACCAUGGAGGGGCGCAGAGCCGGAGGAUGUCACAGGAGCAAGGACGCAGCAGCGGCCAGCCGGGAACCCCGGAGUCCGGGGAGCCCAGGCCCGAUCAGGGCCUGAUGGAGUGGGGCCGGGCCCGCCAGGUCUAUCUGGUGACGGGCGGCUGCGGGUUCCUGGGCUCCCACCUGGUGCGGAUGCUGGUGGAGCGGUCGCCCAACGUGGCCGAGGUGCGCGUCUUCGAUCUGCAGCUGGAUCCGGCCCUGGGGCAGCUGGGGACAGACAAGGUGAAGGUGACCCUGAUCUUGGGGGACAUCAGUAGCCCCACGGACGUUGGGGCUGCCGUGCAGGGGGCGGACGUGGUGAUCCACGCAGCCAGCUUGGUGGACGUGUGGGGCAGGGUCCCGCCCGAGAAGAUCACGGAGGUGAACGUUCACGGGACCAAGAACGUGAUUGACGCCUGUGUCGAGCAUGGGACCCAGUAUCUGAUCUACACCAGCAGCAUGGAGGUUGUAGGCCCCAACACCAAGGGGGAUCCCUUCUACAGGGGGAACGAGGACUCGGCCUACAAUGCCCAGCACGAGCAGCCGUACCCCCUGAGCAAGGCGCAGGCCGAGCGCAUGGUCAUCGAGGCCAACGGGACGCCGCUGGGGGGCGGUCGGUGGCUGGUGACCUGCGCCCUGCGCCCCACGGGGAUCUAUGGGGAGAAACACCCGCUAAUGAAGGAAUUCUACGAGAAGGGGCUGCAGACGGGACGCAGGCUGCUCCGGGCCAUUCCCGUCAGCACCGAGCACGGCCGGGUCUACGUGGGCAACGUGGCCUGGAUGCACGUGCUGGUGGCGCGGCAGAUGCAGGAGGCCCCGGCGGCCAUCGGGGGCCAGGUCUACUUCUGCUACGACGCCUCCCCCUACAAGAGCUACGAGGACUUUAACAUGGAGAUCCUGGCCUCCUGCGGCUUCCGCCUCCUGGGCUCCCAGCCCGUCGUGCCCCACUGGCUCCUGCGCUGCCUGGCCCUGGCCAACGACCUCCUCCGGCGGCUUCUCCGGCCCUUCUUUUCCUACGCCCCCCUGCUGAACCCAUACACCCUGGCCGUGGCCAGCACCACCUUCACGGUGCAGACGGACAAGGCCCAGCGCCACUUCGGCUACCAGCCCCUCUACAGCUGGGAGGAGAGCCGAGCCCGCACGGUGGCCUGGCUCCAGGAGGUCGACGCCCAGAGAGAGGCGGGGAAGUAGGGCAGGUGGGGGACGGAGCAGCUGGGCCUUGGUUCCAGCCGGCGUCUUUCUUUGCAAUGAAUCCGGCUCCGGAGAGAGGGAUCCAGAUCCAGGUGUUGUUCCAACCCGCCAGUGCCGGGGGAAUGUGGGAAUCCAGAUCCGGAUUUUGCUCUGAUCCUACCUCCAGCCUUCCAGUGAAUCUGGCUCCAUGGAGAUGGAUUCCAGAUCCGGGUUUUGCUUCCAGCCUCUGCCCCUCAGCGCAGAGGAAUUUGCCAGUCCAGGUCUUGUCUCAUCCCAGCACACAGCGGCCUCGGUUACCUUGGGAUCCAGAUCCGUGUCCCCCCCCCCCGCCCCCCCGUGCAUUCCUGCAGACCAUCCCGCGCUGAUCGCAAGUGGAUCCGGAUCUGGGUUUUGUUACCAUCCUGGUGCUGUGGUCCAGAUCCCCAGCGCACUUCUGGGGAGGAACCAACUCUACUGUCACGGGAUCUGGACCUGCAGCCCCCCCACCCCCCCAGCCCCAUGUCAUCGCAGAGGCGGGUCAGACAGCUGGACCCGGAUCCUACUCAGACGGCUCCUGGACUCCAUGCUCCAUGGAGAUCCCGCUCCGGGAUUUCUUUCCAGCCUAUGUAUUAUCCCCCAGCCUGGACUCCAUGCUCCAUGGAGAUCCCGCUCCGGGAUUUCUUUCCAGCCUAUGUAUUAUCCCCCAGCCUGGACUCCAUGCUCCAUGGAGAUUCCGCUCCGGGAUUUCUUUCCAGCCUAUGUAUUAUCCCCCAGCCUGGACUCCAGCUCCAUGGAGGCCAACCCGCCUAUUAGACCUGUUGGGUUGGAGUCCAUUCCCCAUCGGACUCCAGCUCCAGGCUUUCCUUCAGCGCACCAAUCCCUCUGGUCUAAGCAUUAACUUCCUCAAUCGUUAUGAUUAAUUAUUAUUAUUAUUUUAUUAUGACUAAUUAUAAGAAGAGGCCGAAAGUCCACACAGACGCACCAAGCAAAGUCUGGUAACUUAUGUAUUA